Pyrus x bretschneideri (Chinese white pear) is the source of this 1598-nucleotide messenger RNA. RefSeq lists its product as uncharacterized. Bases 306 to 1439 code for a protein of 377 amino acids. The transcript has 7 exons. NCBI's taxonomy places the organism in Eukaryota, Viridiplantae, Streptophyta, Magnoliopsida, Rosales, Rosaceae. The record is from RefSeq and is a predicted model, not a curated record.
UUCCACCAACUUCAUAUGUUUUGUUUUAUUAUCUUUUAACUCUCUUUUUUUAACUCUUUAAGCAGGCAGUGGACCUCCUUGUCGCACUUUACUGAGCCUAAUUUCCACUGGGUAUGCACUGAAUAUUCGGUUUCUCGUGGUUUAGCUUCUGGGUUCGUCCAUUCUUGGAGCUUGUAAGUUGUUCGAACUUCUGAGGCGUUUUGCUUGUUGAUCAAUGAAAGCUACAUUGAGUUGUUCUUGGACUAAGGAGGUUGAGAAGUUAUACCUUCAAUUGCAUCUAAAAUUUAUACAUUAUUGUGGUCUUAAUGGAUACGAGUUGUAAAGGCAUAUCAUGGUUUGGGAACUUAUACCAGAAGUUUGAAGAUUUGUGCCGGGAGGCGGAGGAAAUAAUGCAGCAGGAAGUAAUUGAACCUGCUAUAAGCCAGUUGGAGACAUUUAAUGAGAAUUUUGAAAACCUUCUCUCCCUGUCAGAACCUAUAGGAGAUGCACUCGGUCAAUCUUCAGUGGAUAUAGAGGAAGGGGCAGCUUCCGAUUCAUCUCUUCCACAAAACGCUAAUGAUGCGGCCUGUGUAAAAUCACCGGCAGGCACUGAUGAAGACUGCGAUAAAAGGUCAUUAGAUGACGCGUACAGAGUCCACUUAAGCUCUGUGGAAUUUGUAAAGAACGUUUCCUGUGGUUUAUCGUUGGAAGAAACUGAUGCCCUAGAAAUAUCAAGCCAAGAAAUUGAAUUGGAUGGUGGAGGCAAUAUAUUAAUCCCAGCCUCGGAUGAUGCAGGAGGGUGUAACUCUCUUGUGGAAACAGAGGAUAGAAGUGGUAACCAUGCUGACACGCCCUCUAAUAUUUCAGAUGACAUACAAUUUUCCAAUGCUGUUAACUCUGUAGAAGCUGGUAAAAGAAGCCCUGCGGGCAUUGGAUCUUGUCCUGCCACCGAUGCCCUAGAAAUAUCCAGUUCCUGCUUGACCACGGAUGUGACAGUUUCUCCUCCUGGUGGGAUUGAACUGCACAAAAGUUUUGAUGAAUCAAAAUCUGCCGUGCCUUUGCCAGUGUGUGACAGUUUUGAUGAAUCAGGGUCUACCAUGCCUUUUCGAGAAAGUGAAGAGCUGGAUAAUGACGUUACCAAGUCAGUCUUACAGAUUUCACAAUCAUUGAAUACGCUAAAGCUUGAUAAAAGUUGCAUUUUAGUAGAUGGUAGCGGAAUUCAAUCCAUUUCUUGUCAAGACGCAAAAUGCAGGUCUUACAAGAAGAAACUGAAGGACGCAUUUGCUUCGAGAAUGAGAUUAUUGAAGACGCGCAACCAUAAGCAGCCUGCAGAUUGGUCCGGAGAUCUUGACGCAGGAUUUGAUCAACAGAAAGGGAAAAGCUUCACAACAAUCGCAGUCGUUGAGAAAUCUAGUUCACCGGAUUACGAAUUUUCUGAGUCUGAGUGGGAGAUUGUUUAGAUUAGAGUACCAUUCUUGAUAUGCAAGUUUAAGAGAACCACCAUUCUGCUUCCUAUUUGUUGUGGAGUUGAAAAUACUGAGGUUCCUAAAAGGCUGUGAAAAAUAUGCUUCCAUUUUUGUGACGCUGAAAUUUAUUUUUGCUGCGGAUUGAGUUCAAUA